AAUUCACAAACACAACAUACAAACAAUAAUAUUCACACAACAAAUAUUACAAAUAAUGGCACCUUUUGUAUUGACAGUGUCACAAAAUGGAACAGGAAACUACAGAACUGUACAAGAAGCUAUUGAUGCAGUGCCGCUCAGAAACACACGCCGGACGAUCAUAAGGAUAUCGCCGGGAAUCUACCGGCAACCACUUUAUGUGGCAAAGACUAAGAAUUUCAUCACUUUCGUUGGUUUGUGUCCUGAAGAUACCGUUCUCACAUGGAAUAACACUGCCAAUAAAAUUGAUCACCACCAAGGUUCAAAGGUGAUAGGGAAUGGGACUUUUGGUUGUGGAAGCACCAUUGUGGAAGGGGAAGAUUUUAUUGCUGAGAAUAUUACUUUUGAGAAUUUUUCUCCUGAGGGUUCAGGGCAAGCAGUGGCAGUUAGAGUAUCAGGAGAUAGAUGUGCAUUUUACAAUUGCAGGUUCCUUGGGUGGCAGGACACACUUUAUUUACAUUCUGGCAAACAAUAUUUGAGAGAUUGUUAUAUUGAAGGAAGUGUGGACUUCAUUUUUGGUAAUAGCACUGCCCUCUUGGAGCAUUGUCAUAUCCACUGCAAGUCUGCAGGGUUCAUAACUGCACAGAGCAGAAAAUCUCCACAUGAAAAGACUGGUUAUGUAUUUUUGAGAUGUGCUAUCACAGGCAAUGGAGGAAGUUCAUAUGCAUAUCUUGGAAGGCCAUGGGGACCUUUUGGAAGAGUGGUCUUUGCAUUUACUUACAUGGAUAAUUGUAUAAAGCCUGCAGGUUGGAAUAAUUGGGGAAAAGUUGAGAAUGAAAAAAGUGCUUGCUUCUAUGAACACAGGUGUUUUGGACCGGGUUUUUGUCCCUCAAAACGAGUGAAAUGGGCUAGAGUAUUGAAGGAUAAAGAAGCUGAGGAGUUUCUCAUGCAUAGUUUCAUUGAUCCAGAACCACAAAAACCUUGGCUUGCUCAAAGAAUGGCCUUAAGGAUUCCAUAUUCUGCUUAGAAAUUGUGUUAAGGAUACUUGACACAUGGAUAUGAAUGUGAUUCAAAGUGUAAACCUAAAAUAAAACCCAAAUUUUAAAAAGCUUUAAUAUUUUCAUAUCGGUACAUAAAUUUUUUAUUCCACAUAUAUAAAUACGUAGUAAAAUCUA
Medicago truncatula (barrel medic) is the source of this 1154-nucleotide messenger RNA. RefSeq names its product pectinesterase 31. The transcript is spliced from 6 exons. Gene Ontology annotation, molecular function: pectinesterase activity. The coding region runs from base 56 to 1006 and encodes 316 amino acids. NCBI's taxonomy places the organism in Eukaryota, Viridiplantae, Streptophyta, Magnoliopsida, Fabales, Fabaceae. The record is from RefSeq and is a predicted model, not a curated record. Gene Ontology annotation, biological process: cell wall modification; pectin catabolic process.